AUGGCUGAACAGACUGAAAGAGCGUUUCAGAAGCAACCCACUGUCUUCCUCAACAAUAAACUUCGUACACUUGGUAUUGGUAAGAAGUCAAAAAAAGAUAUUCGCUAUGUACGAAACGUUGGUCUCGGUUUCAAAACACCUCGUGAGGCAAUAUCCGGUACUUAUAUAGACAAAAAAUGUCCUUUCACCGGCAACGUUGCAAUUCGAGGCAGAAUCCUGACUGGUGUUGUCGUAAAAACUAAGAUGCAGCGAACAGUCGUUAUUAGGAGAGACUAUCUGCACUUCAUCAAAAAAUACCGACGUUACGAGAAACGGCAUAGGAAUAUUUUGCUUGUUAAUCGAGAACAUCGAAAACAUUUCAGAGAUGUGGCGGUCGGUGAUAUCGUUACGGUUGGUGAAUGUCGUCCACUAUCCAAAACAGUUCGAUACAAUGUCUUGAAAGUAUUGAAGGCGUCAGGCUCGAAGAAGGGAUUUGAAAAGUUUUAA
Molecule: messenger RNA, 486 nt
Organism: Anisakis simplex (herring worm)
Lineage: Eukaryota; Metazoa; Nematoda; Chromadorea; Rhabditida; Anisakidae
Source: the annotation of a GenBank genome assembly